Molecule: messenger RNA, 495 nt
Organism: Lathyrus sativus (Indian pea)
Lineage: Eukaryota; Viridiplantae; Streptophyta; Magnoliopsida; Fabales; Fabaceae
Source: the annotation of a GenBank genome assembly
AUGAUGUUAGGGAAAAGACCUCGUCCUCCGAUGAAAAGAACAACCAGCAUGUCAGAAAUAACCUUCGAUCUGAACACAGUAACACCAGAAGACGAUCCCAACAACAACCCCCUCUUCAGCCCUAACGGACCUGGCGCUGGUCCGUUCGGUCCAUAUCCAUAUCCACAUCCGCCAACUUCUCCUCAAACCAACGGUUCAGAUCAGAGCAGGCUAUUAGCCACAGUCUCGCCCAGAAACCAUAGAAGAAACUCAUCUGAUAUGACUCACACCCCUGAUUUCUUACGCUCUUGCUUUCUCUGUAAACGCCGUUUGGUACCCGGCCGUGACAUCUUCAUGUACAAAGGAGAUAGUGCUUUCUGCAGCUUAGAGUGUCGUCAACAGCAGAUGAAUCAAGAUGAGAAGAAAGAUAAGUGUUGUGUGGCAUCAAAGAAACAAGUUGUUGGUUCUAAAGUUACCGCAAAAAGUGAAAAAAUCGCGGUUGCCACAAGUUUGUAG